Messenger RNA from Macadamia integrifolia, 1320 nucleotides. RefSeq lists its product as uncharacterized. Lineage: Eukaryota; Viridiplantae; Streptophyta; Magnoliopsida; Proteales; Proteaceae. The transcript has 2 exons. Bases 382 to 1320 code for a protein of 312 amino acids. The record is from RefSeq and is a predicted model, not a curated record.
UCCCCACUUGCUCACUUUUGGCUUGGGCACUACAAAUACACACAUCCACCUCUCACUUAUCUCUCAUGUUUCCCACUUCUCCCUCUCCCUUCUGCACUUCUCCACUUCUCCACUUCUCCACUUCUCUUCCCUUUACAGUUUCUUCAGUCUUUUCUCCUCUUCUCUCUGCAUUUCCACCAAAAUCUCCAGAUGGGUUUGUUUUAAAACCUCAAAUUCAUCUUCCUUCUCAACCAUCAAUCUCUGUGGACACACAAUUCUUUUGCAUUCUAAUCCAGAACCCAAAAAACUAGUCUGUAUUUUUUGCUCUGCUUCCUCUGUUAUUUUCUGAUCAAUCUAUAAAGAUUACAUUUUUUUUCUUCCGGAGCAACUGCCAUUGUAGUGAUGUCGUCCGUGGUGUGCCAAGGUUUGCAGUCAAUUUCAUUUCUCGAGCCCUGGCCCAAAGUAAGUGCAACUAGACCUUACUGCGCCCGAUCACUCAGUUGUGCUCGGAAAGCUCGCAUCUUUGAUUCUGAUUCUGAGAAAUUCCAGCAAGAGAAGAACAGCAACAACGAGGAACUAGAAAGCAACAACAACUGCAGCGAUUUUGAUAGAGAUAAGAACAAAAAGAACCAAUUCUGCUCCAAUGGCAGUGACAUGGGUGGAUGGAGCUGCAUCCAAGCUCUUGUCAAUACCUCUCAGGAUCCCAAACCAGCAGUAGCAGCAAAAGAGAAGGACGAGAAGGAGAAGCUCUAUAUCCAUCCUCUUGUGAAGCGUACCUCUUCGCAGCUUAGCGAGAAAAGCUUGGAGAUGUGUACGGAGAAUUUGGGGUCGGAAACGGGUUCUGAUAUCAGCGAAGAAGAAAUUAUUAUUAACUCAUCGAACUAUGACAGAGUGAAAGAACGAUCAAAAUCGUCUCUGCCACAGCUUUCAAAGGUGAAUUCUCGGGAAUUUCCACCACCUUUAAUUAGUGACGCUAGUAGGGAUCUCGACCUCUUUAAGAUAGAGAAUAAGGAAAACGUCUCAACCACUCAUUGCGAGGUUGGGGAAUCAACUCAUCCUAUGAUCGCAAGAAAAAGUGAGACUGAUUAUCAGGCUAGUGAGAGUGUACCAACUUAUGGGAGUGUACCACUAGAUGAUCAUAAGGAUUCCUUUACGCGUAGGAGUACUCGUGGACACGCUCCCCGUUGUCAUUUUGAGAUUGAAGGGGAAACUCUUAUUUGUGUUCUAAAGGAUGAGUAUGAGCUCGCUUCUUUGCGAGACACGCUCUCCUCACCUACUAAGGAUAAGUGGCAAGCUGCUAUAGAGGAUGAACUGAGUUCUAUGAGUAAGAACCAGAUAUGA